AUGAGCAUAUUUGAGUUUCUGGCUAGUUUGGACAGACCCUUCAUAGGCACUGUUAGACUCGCAUGUGUCAUUUUUGCUAUCACAGAUAACGUCUACAUAACAUCGUUAUCACUCCCCCAACCGACCGAGGAGAAGAGACGUGAGCCACCGAUUGACAUCCGAGGCAGAGAGCCGACAAAACUACCGCAAUCUGUCAUAGACUUGGUGGCUACGAAAGUGAAACCAGACAGGAAACAAAUCGAACAAAAAUAUAACCUGUCGAUGACUCAAUCUGUCCGUGAUCCCUCCAAUGCUGUAGUGCCUCGAGAUUCCGCUGACAAAGGUUUGCCUCGAGAUGUUGCCGACGAUGGAGUGCCGACGAUGGAGUAUCAAAAAUCCAACGACGGAGACGUGCCUCGAGGACCUGCCGAGAAUUUGUAUAACCUGUCGAUGACUCAAUCUGUCCGUGAUCCCUCCAAUGCUGUAGUGCCUCGAGAUUCCGCUGACAAAGGUGUGCCUCGAGAUGUUGCCGACGAUGGAGUCCCGACGAUGGAGUACCAAAAAUCCAACGACGGAGACGUGCCUCGAGGUCCUGCCGAGAAUUUGUAUAUAUUAUUUUACUCGACAUCAUCUGAAGUCUAUUUGUGGGCUUCUUCAGCUGCAGAUGAAGAUCGCAACAUUGAGUUGAGAAAGAGAGCAAACCGGAUGCAACACACAGCCACUGACCCGAUGGAGAGACUGAGACUGGCUAUUCUGGCCAGAGGGGGACAGUCUGGCAUCAAGCGCUUCGCUAAGAGUUUCAACAUAGCCGACAGAGACAGAAACAACUCUCUGAGCCGAGAAGAGUUCAGUGUGGGUAUCAAGAGGUUCGGAGUCAGUCUCGGAGACCAGGAGAAUCUCGCUCUGUUCUCCAGAUUCGACAGGGACCAUAGUGGCCAAAUCAGCUUCGACGAGUUCAUAGCGCAUCUAAGACCGCCCAUGAGUGAGGCCAGGAAAGUGUUGAUUCACGAGGCCUUCCGCAAAAUAGACAGAAGCGGGGAUGGACUAGUAGACAUCGAGGACAUCAGAGGCAUCUUCAGCUGCAGAGAACAUCCCAAGUUCAAGAGUGGCGAGUGGAGUCCCACAAAGUGCUUCACUGAGUGGCUCCGAAACUUCGACGAUGGAGACGACAGAGAACAGGUCAAGAUAACGUUCGAGGAGUUCCUGAACUACUACAGUGGUGUGAGUGCCUCCAUAGACUCGGACGCUUACUUCGACCUGAUGAUGAGAAACAGCUGGAAACUCCGAUGACCCCUGAACAAAAUUUGCAAUUUAUAAAAUACGACUUGUCAUGGACCUGUAGAAUCUUUUGAUAUAAUUGUAGUCACAUUGUAGUUUGGCAUGUAGUUCAAAAUAUACUGUUAAAAUACUGAA
Messenger RNA from Symsagittifera roscoffensis, 1392 nucleotides. RefSeq lists its product as uncharacterized. Bases 1 to 1269 code for a protein of 422 amino acids. Lineage: Eukaryota; Metazoa; Xenacoelomorpha; Acoela; Convolutidae. Gene Ontology annotation, molecular function: calcium ion binding. The transcript is spliced from 9 exons. The record is from RefSeq and is a predicted model, not a curated record.